Molecule: messenger RNA, 3540 nt
Organism: Musca domestica (house fly)
Lineage: Eukaryota; Metazoa; Arthropoda; Insecta; Diptera; Muscidae
Product: alpha-(1,3)-fucosyltransferase C
Exons: 3
Coding region: 1976-3316 (446 amino acids)
Cellular component (GO): membrane
Molecular function (GO): alpha-(1->3)-fucosyltransferase activity
Source: RefSeq, a predicted model, not a curated record
GCCAAUAUGUGUGUGCGUGUGUGUUUGUGUGACUGUUCUGUUUUGGACCUCACAAGUCAGUUGUGGCACGCCGAUUAGUAAGCAUUUUAACGUUGAAGAGUUAACUAACGGCCUACCACAAUUUGAGAGAGUUCUUCUUGUUUUGUUUUUCUGUUUCGGCUUUUAGUUUGAUUUUGUUGUUAAAGUUUAUGUUAUUGUGGUUAUUGGUGUUAUUGUAACUUUAAGAAACCAGGCAGUUGUUGCUGCUGACCGUCACCGGUUGCCGUGGUUAAUUUACACGCCAUUAAAUACCUACGUUUGACAAGUUCAAAAGGACGCGAAGGACAUUCAAAUGACCGGUGUCAGAUUUUUAAUUACUUGCCCCAGUUAUUGUCAAAGUGCCUUGGAGUUCAGUGGAGAAUUUCCGAAUAAUUAUUAAAUGCCUCCAGAAGUGACCUUUAUUAGAGAUUUAUUUAAUAUUUCUAAGUGUUUUGAUUUGUUGUUGUGAUUUUCGAUUUGGCACAAAGCCGAAACCAAAACAUUUCGUCAUACCACCUCCCAAAAAAAAGUAAAUAGCAAAUGUAAACGGAACUAACUAAACACUGCGGCAUUGCAAAUAAAAACAAAAACAACUCAGCAAAAUCCAAAAAAAACAAAAAAAAACAGAAAAAAAACGCGAAGUCAGUCACAGCCAAAAAAAGUGAUUCAUUGUAACGAAUGACUUCACUCUUUCCCAGAACCACGAACGUUCUAUGGAAAUUUCGUUUGGAAUUUCUAAAGCACCCGCAACAACAACAUCAUCAUCAGCAUUAUUAUCGAAAAGCAACAGAACUGCUUUGGAAGUGGAUGUAAACACGGCGUAGCUGGCUUCACACCAUCAUCAAGCUGUUUGGAGGGGAAAGACCCAACCGCGAAUCAAAUAUCGCCAACGAAAUUCUUGUUGUUGUUUCAUUUUAUUGAUUUCCAUUCAUUGGGUGAACGUGCCCCGUAGCCCGUCACCCACCUCGCCGCAACAAUGAUAUUUAUCUUUGAUUUGUUAAAACCCUUACUCGUUUAUGGCUUUGUUGUCAUUUUCACGAUAUUGACUCACAUUUUCAAAACUAUCGUUUAUCAAGUGCACUCCAUAGAUAUUUGAAAUGUUGUCGUCGACGUUGUCGUCGUUUAUCUAAUAUUAUUCGCGCUAAUGUUUCGAGGUUUUGAGAAUUCUUGUUGCUGUCAUUUGCCGGUCUUAUCAUCAGCAGCAGCAGAAGCAGCAAUGAGUGUGACUCGCUUAAAAGCAAAGAUGUUUACAAAAAGUGUCAAGAGAAUGAAGCAGCACAAAAAUAACAAUACCCACUCACUCACCACACACACACACACAAUGCACGGAAGAAGAACAUUUUUCAUCGUCAAACCAAUUGACUGAUCGUGGCUGGUGAUAGGAGUGUGGCGGGCCUCAUGACCAUACCGUAUGCGCAUGCAUGUUGCAAUGUAAUUUAAUACCGAAAAGCCAUCAUCAUUAGCAAUGAUGAUAAGGAUUUUAUGACUAUGAACGGGGAAAAUUGAAAUGGUCAUAUUUGGAUUGCAGGACUGCGGUGGAAUGAUUAGUUUCAGCGACUACGCCAUCAUAUAGAGCAACAAAUAAUGUAUCAUAAAAACAAAAACAAAUCCCUCACAUGAAGGUGUGUGUUUUUCAACUGAUAACCACUACCUGCUGCUCCUACACUCAGGUUCGACUGACAAUGCUGCCAAAACACUGACUAAUUUUCCAAUAGACCACUCUACAACUACAACUACUUAACACUCUGCCGAUAAUUUCGACAAUGGAAAAAUUACCAACAAUGUGUAAUCUAUUUCGUUGGUUAGUUAGGUUCGAUAAUGUGGUCAUUAAUACACAGCCUGGCUGACUGAGUGACGAUGAAGGGUGUCAGCAAGGGUGGCAUAAUUAACAAAAAAAAAGAGAAAAUUCUAACUGCCAUGGCAUGGCAUUCAUCAUUCAGUCAUAGGUAUUCGUUCAAUGGACAUGUUUGCCACGUCUCAAGGAGAACCGCUGUUACGGAAGAACACCUCGGCGGCCAUUAUCGAAAACGACAAUAUUCGCGCGAAUGCCAUACAAAUCGAACGCUACGAACAGAUGCAACUGAAGCGAAAGUGUCGCACAAAAGCCCUGUUAAUUAUUUUAGUGUGUCUGUGUGUAACGGGUUUCCUAACAUGGCUAUAUAUCGAUCAUACGGUGCCGGAAUUCAAUCAAUAUCGUUUGGUGAAAAGUUUCGAAGAGACCCCCUUGAACUAUGGCAACAACAACAGCGGCAGUGAUAAUGACCAACCACGCAUAAUUCUGUUAUGGAAUAGUUUCUUUGGCGAUGAACGUUGGUCUCUGCCCGACGAUUUAAUUGAUCCGGCAUAUUUCCACAAGGAGCUGCAGUGUCCUGUCUCGAAUUGUGUGCUAACCAAUCGCCGCGAUCUAUUUCCACAAAUACAAAUGUACGAUGCCAUAUUGUUUCAUACCGCCCAACCAUUUCCUGUAAUCAAUUCAGUGCCUUCACAACGCAGCGGACGUCAGUUGUAUGUCUUUGCUUUGAUGGAACCGCCGGGCGAGACAAAACACAUACUAUCGGAUGAGAGGGAUUUCUAUAAUUUAACCAUGACAUAUCGUACAGAUUCGGAUAUCAUUUGCGCCUACAAUUGGUUUGUCGACAAACAGACGGGUAUGCGCAUCCUACCAACGGAAUAUCCAAAAUGGCGUCCUGUUCCGAAUAUCUACAAUGAUACGGCAAUUUGGAGGCUAUGGCCAAAUAAAACGAAGACAGCUGCUUGGUUUGUUUCGCACUGUGAGACAUUGUCGAGACGUGAACAGUUGACGGCAGAGUUGCAAAAAUACAUCGAUGUUGAUGUCUAUGGAAAAUGUGGACCCAUGAGCUGCCCAAAUGGUUCACCGGAAUGCGAUCGACUACUGGAUGAAAAAUAUCAAUUUUACUUUUCCUUUGAGAAUUCACUUUGCAUUGAUUACAUAACGGAAAAACUCUACAAAAUUAUGAAACGCAAUAUUAUACCCGUCGUGUAUGGCGGUGCGAAUUAUAAGCAAUUUUUACCACCACAUUCCUAUAUAAAUGUUGAAGACUACUCCACCCCAGAGGAAUUGGCCAACUACCUGAAAUUUGUGGCGGAAAAUCCUAUCGAAUAUAUGCGUUAUUUUUGGUGGCGCGAACACUAUGAGCUACGCUUCUUUUCGCCAUUCUGUGAGCUGUGUCAAAGAUUGCAUCAAUCUCAAUAUUAUUUGAAAACUCAAAGCUACAGUGACAUCGAGCGAUGGUGGCUGCAGGGAAGUUGUCGCUUCAAGUCACGCAUUAAAUUCUAAAGAAUUAUUUUUUUAAAUAAAAAUCAAAUUAAUUUCUAGUCUAAGCAAUUAUCUAUAAGAGAUCUUUUUAAUUGUUGUAAAUCAAUUUUUUUGUUUUUGUGUUUCAAUUAGACCUAAUGCUAAACACAUGCAUACGAUACUUGUAACCUUGUUUCCUGUAACUGGCAUACGUAAAUGAUGUGAUAUAAAAAUGUUAUUUCUUUUUCUAUAAAAUACACAAUUAC